ACAACGAAAAACUUUUGUAAUUAAUUUUUGAAGAAGUGUACCGAUAAAGAUAAAUAUCAAAAGCUUAUCCCGUAAAAGAAAUACACACACACACACAAUAACUUAACUGAGUUUUCAGUUUGACCUUUCGUUUUUGUGAGAUAUUAAUGGAAUCUUGGCUUAAUUUGACUGGUGUAAAAUCAUCUAAGAUCAACGCUGAAGCUUCUGACUUUUAAUCUGUAAUUUAUGUAUUGUAAUGGCUUAUUCAUUGUUGUAUUUAAUUUUACAUAAUGUUUCUGGGAUAUUGAUAUUCCUCCUUUUUUUUUUUUUUUAAACCGAUAGAGCUUAUUAACAUUUGAUAUAUGUAACUCAUAAUUUUUAUUAUAUUUAAUAUGAGGAACUUUGUUUCAAGAAUCGUUUUUUCUACAAGUAAUGUAGAUGCUUCUCUGUGACAAGUAAUAAUUAUAAAAAGAGAGUAAUUGAUUUAAUUGUAAUUAUAUUAAUUGAUUGUUCGAUAAUGAAUAUUAGGUGUAUGUUUAUAUGUUUAUUAAAUAUAUGAUGGAUUACAGAAAAUUUGAGAUGGGUUCUCUUCAUGGUCCGGUUCUUUCCCCCAUGGUCCGUGCAAAACAAAUCGGAAUGUACUCUGUGCCGGUAAAAUCACCCUUAUCAAAUGCUAAGUUCAUCAGAAGUGAAUUCUGGGGGAUUAGAGGGAUCAACAGCGGUAAGAUAAAUGUAGGUUAUCAACAGGAUUCACCUAAAGGCAAGACUAUUAUGUGUAGUUUCAGUUCAUCUUCGAAUGGUAAUGGGAGCAUGGCUGGGAAUUCUAACGAAAAUGACGCUGAUUAUGUGAAUUCCAGUGUGGUUGAAGCUGUUGAGGUGAGGAGUAGCCCGGAUGGUUUCAUGAUCAAGAUGAGAGAUGGUAGGCAUUUGAGAUGUGUCCAUAAUAAUCCUCAAGGGGGUCAUCUGCCAGAUUAUGCUCCACAUCCAGCAAUUGUAUUGAAGAUGGAAGACGGAACGGGCAUUCUUCUUCCAAUAAUUGUUUUGGAGAUGCCAAGUGUGCUGCUAAUGGCAGCUGUACGCAAUGUCCAAAUUGCUAGGCCUACUGUGUAUCAAGUGGUGAAGGAUAUGAUUGAGAAGAUGGGCUAUACGGUGAAACUUGUUCGAGUCACCAAGAGGGUACACGAAGCAUAUUUUGCCGAGUUACAGCUUAUAAAGUUGGACAAUGAAGCAGAAUGUGUCAGCUUUGAUCUGCGACCUUCAGAUGCCAUUAACAUAGCUGUGAGAUGCAAGGUGCCAAUACAAGUCAACAAAUACUUGGCCUACAGUGAUGGCAUGAGGGUUAUUGAAUCUGCAAAAGUGCCCGUUCGGAGCUCUUUAUCAGAUGGUUUGCUAGUCACUGAAUUGGAUAGGCCUACUGGAAAGCCAUGCCUUGAAACAGAGGAGUUUGAUCUCGUGCGCAACAUGCUAAUUGCUGCAGUUGAGGAACGAUACAGAGAUGCAGCUCUCUUGAGGGACAGGCUUACUCAACUUCGGUCUAAGAGGAACUGGACAUAGGAGGUCAAAUAUUGUGUUAGCUUUUCCCAUCCUUGACCCAAAGAAAAAUGGGGAAACCUCGCUUUUUUUCUUUUUUCUUUAGGUGGUGCUGGUGGAUGACUUGUGUAUAUAGAAACAAUUGGUCCUGCAUCUUAAGCAAUUCAUUCCUUUGGUUUCAUCAAGAUGCAGGUCGAAAGCAUGUGUAUAUAUGUGUGUACAGAUAGAAACUAUAAUAUAAUGGCUGGCUUAUAUACUAGGUGAACUUCCUGGUUUAUCAUUAUAAUUCAUAAUCUAAGUUCCUAAGUUUUGUGA
Olea europaea var. sylvestris is the source of this 1824-nucleotide messenger RNA. Its product is annotated as bifunctional nuclease 2-like. The record is from RefSeq and is a predicted model, not a curated record. Gene Ontology annotation, biological process: protein ubiquitination. The coding region runs from base 520 to 1533 and encodes 337 amino acids. Gene Ontology annotation, cellular component: VCB complex; nucleus. The transcript is spliced from 9 exons. NCBI's taxonomy places the organism in Eukaryota, Viridiplantae, Streptophyta, Magnoliopsida, Lamiales, Oleaceae. Gene Ontology annotation, molecular function: nuclease activity.